Molecule: messenger RNA, 2901 nt
Organism: Patella vulgata (common limpet)
Lineage: Eukaryota; Metazoa; Mollusca; Gastropoda; Patellidae
Product: toll-like receptor 13
Exons: 2
Coding region: 65-2257 (730 amino acids)
Biological process (GO): toll-like receptor signaling pathway; immune response
Cellular component (GO): membrane
Molecular function (GO): transmembrane signaling receptor activity; protein binding
Source: RefSeq, a predicted model, not a curated record
UGUAGCCAGAAAGCUCAAGUAUUCCCGUGUUCGUAAACAGAUUGGCGAUUUCUACUGGAUACUGAUGGCAACUUUUAAGUGGAUGUUUCUGUUACUGGUCGUAUGUCCUGUUCAUACCAUCACAUUAAACCAUGAUAAGGAAAUGGAUAUCAACUUGAAGGAGACGUCAGAAGAUGGAUUGGGGGAUUUUAUUCUAUCCCCGAAGAAACAGAAUUGGACGAGAUGUGGAGACAAUAUGUGCCAGUGUAAAGGAUACCAAGCACGAUGUGUAAAUCAUGGUCACCAACUGAAUUAUAUUCCCAGAUUUGAACAAAACAUAACAAAGCUUAAUUUUACUAGUAAUUAUCUACCAUAUAUAGACAAUGAAACUUUUACUAACGUUACCGAGUUUCAGUUGAUAUUUUUGGUUUUAAGGAAUAGCUCAAUACAUAACUGCACACGAAAUGCAUUUAAUGGUCUGAAAUCUUUACGAUCUUUAUUUAUAAGAAAUAAUACCAUUUCAAGUAUGGAAUUAAUGGAUUGUUUGUCUGGCAUAACAAAAGAUUUAAAAGAUCUGGAUUUAGAAUUUAUAGACUUAGAGAAGUCUUGGGAUCUAGAUUUAGACAGGAUUAUGACACAUUCAAAGAUCACCAAUUUACACUUACGGAAUAUUAAAAUAACACAUUAUAAUCAGAGUAAAUUGUCAACUUUAAAACAUCUGAAGGUAAUCCAAAUUUUCAAAUCUUCUAUGAAUACGGCUACUUUUGAUAAUUCGUCAACAUUAAAGACGUUAGAAUUUCCUCAUAACCAAUUUUUCGAAUUCCCAACAUUUUGUGUAAAUGGCUAUGCGUAUUUUCCACAUCUUACUUAUUUGGAUUUAGGCCAUAACAACAUAAAGUCUAUAAAGCCAGAACUGUUUACUUGUAUGAAAUUCCUUACACAGUUUUAUAUUGAUAAUAAUCAUAUACAUUUGAUAGAGAGUAACACGUUUUCAAACUUACCAAAGCUUUAUCUUGUAUCAAUUUCAUACAAUGGACCAGAUAUGGCUUUACAAGAAUUUGCUUUUAAUAGUUCAUCCCUGAAAAAACUCUAUCUAUAUGACAACGACAUGUAUUUUGUUAAUAAACUAAAGUACGUCAGUAAGGAUGCUUUCAAAAACUGCACACAUUUGGAAGCUUUAAUGUUAUCAUCGAACCACUUCGAGUUUACUACACAUCAAAUGUUCGAAGAAAUGUUCAGUACUCUGGCCAAUUUAAAAAAUCUGUCACUAGCCCACGGCGGAGUUCAGUUACUUCCACGUUUUAUUCCAAAAUAUCUUGAUAAAUUAGUGGAGUUAUUGCUUGGCCAUAAUAACAUUAUAUAUAUACCGGAGGGCUAUUUCAAUAAUCUCAAUUCUCUACAAAAAAUAGAAAUAUAUUCAAAUAAAAUCACCACAGUUAAACCAAAUACAUUUUCACUUCAAUUUCUUAAACAAGUGAAAGGCAUUGAUCUUUCUAACAAUCCGUUUUCUUGCUCCUGUGAAUUACUUUGGUUCAUCAAUUUUCUAAAAACAAGCCCCAUCAGAAAACGUUUUAUUCGUUUUCCAAAAGAAUACAUCUGUGGUUCUCCCACAGUUUACAGUGGGAAGCAACUCUUACAGGUCAGGCUUUCUGAACGCACAUGCGCAAUAACGUAUCAGGCCCGUUUAAUUAUUAUAUCUGUAUCGGCAGGAAUUCUUCUCUUACUUUUUACUAUUUCUGUUGUUUACCGUUAUCGAUGGUAUUUACGAUAUAUAUUAUACAUGGCACGAUUUCAACACGUUCGCUACCAAAGACUUUUAAAUGGUGGCGGGAAUUAUAAUUAUGAUGUAUAUCUUAGUUCUUGUGAUGCAGAUUUUGAUGACGUAAUAUAUGAUGUCCUUGUACCUAGAUUACAAGAGGAUAUGGGUCUGCGACUUUAUAUCCCUCAAAGAGAUGGGCAGGGAAAUAAAAUUGAUCAAAUAAUAUCCAAUAUGGAUGCCAGUCGUAAAGUCAUAUUAUUUAUAUCUGAUAAAUAUGUUGAAGACGGUUAUUGUGAAUUUGAAGCUAGUUUUGCCUAUGAUAAGUAUAUCAAUGAAAAGCGAGAUUUAAUGAUUGUAGUAGUGUUUAAGGAGCUUGGUGCCUUGAAUGUAACAAAAACCAUACAUAAAAUACUGGCUGUUGAUAAUUAUAUUAAAUGGGGCUGGGAUGAAGAAAGUGUGGAAUUAUUCUGGUUAAAGAUAACUACUGCUAUUAAUAAUAUGGAUGAUCUAAUGCCUUAAAAGUAAAGCCUCUGAUAGAAAACUUAUCAGAAUAUGGUCAGAUAUAAAAUUUAACUUAGUAUGUCCUUUACAGUAUACAGUAUUCCAUUGUGUGUGUGGUUUUUUUUUUUUUUUUGCUUUUUUGUUGGUUUUUUUUUUGUUUUUUUUUAAAUAGGAUUAUUUUCUAGCUAUGUUAUAUUUUGUAUGCUAAAGGGAUAUUCACUGUGUAUAUAGUUUCCCGAGGCAUCAUAAUUCAUUUAAUUAUGAAUGGGUUAAGAUUGUCGCUUUCUUUGCUUGCCAUUUACUAUAUUUUAUAACAUUAUCUUAAUAGACUAUCGUUAGCUGUAUAAAUUUUGUUUAUUCGUAAAACACUGAAUGAAUUAAAUGGGGGAUUAACAUCCUAUUGUUCUGCCCCAACCAGACUAUCGAAGAAGGGCAUACGCCAUGCAGUAUGCUCUAAAGGAAAUUCUGCCUGGACAGUUAUUGCAAUCCAAGUGCCAAAUUGUAAUUAAGUGCAAAUUGUAUUUAUGAUCAAAGUAUUAAUAAUUUGUUUUCGAUAUUUAAUGAUUUGGUUUGAUAUUUUUAUUUAAUAUAUACCUAUUAUUAAGAUUUGGUUUAAUUUUCAUUUUUACGCUAUAUCUAUUGUUAUCUUAAUUAAUUUCUAA